AUGAGAGGCCAUGAGGAUAAAUUCGGGUCAACUCACAGUGGUAACUUUGUUAUGUGCUUAGAACUCAUUGCMGAGUUGGAUCCCUUCCUUAAAAAUCAUAUAUCAACAUUUGGAAACAAAGGGAAAGGAACAUCAUACUUAUCAUUUACAGUAUUUGAACAGUUUAUAGAAAUUAUGGGUGAAAAGAAAACAAUUGUGAAUGAGAUAAAAAUGCAAAGUAUUUCUCAAUCAUUAUAUGUAMCAAAUAAUGGUGAACCAGUUGAACGAUUUUUGCAAUUAUUGGCAAACCCAGGACACAAGUCUAAAGAUUUAGCAGAUGCUGUUUUUAUGGUUUUAAGAAAAAAUGAAAUAGAUAUUAAUAACUGCCGUGGACAGUCUUACGAUAACGCUUCCAACAUGUCAGGAAUAUAUUCUGGACUCCAAGCAAGAAUCAAAGAAGUAUGCCCCCAUGCUGUUUACAUUCCAUGUGCAGCACAUUCAUUGAACCUAGUUGGAGAAUGUGCUGCUAAUUGCUGUAUAAAUGCUAAUGAAUUUUUUAAUUUUCUUCAGAAUAUUUAUUCUUUUUUUUCUGCAUCUACCUAUCGUUGGGACGUGUUGGAUCAAUGCUUAUCUAAACCUGAUAAUGUUACUGUUAAAAGAUUAUCUGAUACCUGA
Diuraphis noxia (Russian wheat aphid) is the source of this 654-nucleotide messenger RNA. Its product is annotated as zinc finger MYM-type protein 1-like. The record is from RefSeq and is a predicted model, not a curated record. NCBI's taxonomy places the organism in Eukaryota, Metazoa, Arthropoda, Insecta, Hemiptera, Aphididae.